CCCGAAAGGCAGCCUUAAAACGACUGCGUGACGGCCAAAUUGCUGCCCCCCGACGCCCGCGGCGGAAGGACAGGCAGUCGGUUCAUCGCAUCUGCCUUACGGCGCGGCAAAAAGGCAGGAGGAGAAACAGAUAGCUCCGCUUUUGGGAAGCACUAAAAGCCAUCAAUGCGGGACGUAAAGUUUAGCUGGGGCUGCGUCGGGGCCGGCUCGGCCAUCCUCCUCUUCAUCGCAGCUCUGGCCAACAAUGUGCGGCACGACACGCAAAUGGGGGGCGCCGCCGACGCCGUCGAGAACAACUGCCUCGCCACGACGGACCACACGUGCGCCAGCCGGACGAACCUCGCCGCGAAUAAAACCUGCCUCGUGUGCGUGUACCAGCCCUGCGACCGGUUCCGCCUGAAGGCCUGCGCGCCGAUCGAACCGCUCAAGCUGAAGGAGUGGCGGCACGACGCCCGCAAGGAACUUGACAUCGGCGUUGCGGCGCGGGACUUCAGCCUGACCGGAGGCCCCACGGACCUCCGCACCGGCGCGAUCAACGACCUCGUCGUUCUCAAAGCGUCGUGGGCGACGGAGGCGGUCGCCGCGAAGCGCCGUAUUUACGUGGACCUCGGCGCGAAUUUGUACGAGUCGUCGAUCGGCAACUGGUUCCGGGCGUCCUACCCCGACGCUGGAACGUACAAGGUCUACGCCUUCGAGGCGGAACACAAGUACGACGACAGCUACGCGGGCCACCCCGACGUGACGCUCUUACAUUACGCCGUUUCGACGGCGAACGGCACGGUGAAAUGGGGCAAAAUGGAGAAAAAGGGGGGGCGUACUCGCUCAGGGUUCGCCCUCGGGCCGGGCGGGCGGCGGCGCCUCGGAUCGGGGCACAACCUCGUCGCGGACGGGCGGCGGCGACUCGGGUCGGGGCACAACCUCGUCCAAGAUGGCACGCGGCCUGCCAUCGACAUCGCCGACUGGCUGCGGCGGACCGUCCGCCCGGACGACUUCGUGGUCGUGAAGAUGGACAUCGAGGGCGCCGAGUACGACGUCGUGCCGCACCUCCUGCGCGAGAAGGUCGCGGACCUGAUCGACGAACUGUUCCUGGAGAUCCACACGGAGACGAACACGUGCUGCAAGCCGCCGCACGACGCCGGCCGCCACCGGCCCGACGCGAUGCGGCUGCUCCAGAGCCUCCGCGACGCGGGCGUGUACGCGCACGAGUGGUUGUAACAAUUGUAUU
This is a messenger RNA of Pelagomonas calceolata, 1225 nucleotides long. The record is from the annotation of a GenBank genome assembly. NCBI's taxonomy places the organism in Eukaryota, Pelagophyceae, Pelagomonadales, Pelagomonadaceae.